AUGGAACGCGUUGCGACAGAGAGCCAGCGCGAGUCAAAGAAACGUGCACCCAAAGCUUAUAUCAGCGACCUCGAGAAACGAGUAGCGUCGUUUGAGCGACAAAGCCGGCGGGCUCCUGAAGCUCUAAGCAUCUCUGAUGAACAAGCAACUCCCGAUGGGACGUUAGAACUUGAUAAGGGGUCGCGAUCAUCUAUGUCGACCCAUCUGACAAUUGCAAGAAGACGACGAAGCCGACAAAACCGGCAGCAAAGUGGGUGGACACAAUCAAAGCCUCCUCCAACAAGCAUAAAUCUCGUAUUCUCAAUCUCCGCCGAGGCCGCAAGAGGAACCCCGUUCUCCUCGUACUUCCCCAGGAGCAUCAAUCACAUGAACCCCCUGGCGCUUGGCUUCCCCUGUUACUUUCCCGAUAAAAGCGGCAGGCCAGUUAGUCCCACGUUGAACCGAACCUCAUCCAACUGGUCAUUUGGACGAAGAGUGCUUGCGAUGGCGCAUGAACGAGUGAUGCGGACCCCUCUUCCUCCCGACAAUCUGCUGUUUGAAGGUAAACCCUACGAACUAGGGUGGGAUGGAAAGAGACACAACUCGCCUGAAUCUGUAUCUGACGCACCUGCCCUUCCAUCGGCGGAUUUCGCAAUGUACUUCAUCAACGCGGUCAAAUUCCGCUGUGGUCAUGAAUCUCCAACGCACACUCAGCAAUCACCUAGCCUUUGGUACAUCCAUUAUCUUCUAAUUCUUGCCUUCGGGAAGGCGUUUGUGGUCCAGCGUAGCAAAGGUCCCAAGCCACCAGGCGCCAAUCUUUUCGUCCUGGGAAUUAAGGUUAUGCCGGAUCUUGCCUUCUCCUGUGCUGAUCCCAUCGAGGCGAUACAAGUCUUAUGCUGUGCCUCUCUCUACUUACAAUGCCUCGAUUUCCGUGGGGCCGCCUACCGUAUAAUCGGUCAAGCUCUUCGUAUGGCCUUGGAAAAUGGUAUGCAUACAGAAAUGCGCAGUCAGCAAGUUGACAGUGACUUGGCGCAAAGGUGUCGCAAAGUCUGGUGGGCGGGGAUUGCAGAUGAAUCGAUAAGUGCAGAAUUGCCCACCUUCCCUGGUCAACCGCAAAGGUCGACGGCGAUGAAUAUCCAAAUAAAUCUCUCCAAAGUACUGGCGCAGAUUUUGAACACUGUUUACGGAGCUGAAGGGCGGCCGGACAAACGUUUCCUGGCCAUCACCAAAGAAGCUUUGGAAAGCGUCGCAAAUGUUACCGACCAAUUGAAUAGCUCUUUUGAAGUUCUGUGA
Messenger RNA from Cladophialophora bantiana CBS 173.52, 1272 nucleotides. RefSeq lists its product as uncharacterized. Gene Ontology annotation, molecular function: zinc ion binding; DNA binding. The coding region runs from base 1 to 1272 and encodes 423 amino acids. Lineage: Eukaryota; Fungi; Ascomycota; Eurotiomycetes; Chaetothyriales; Herpotrichiellaceae. The record is from RefSeq and is a predicted model, not a curated record. The transcript has 6 exons. Gene Ontology annotation, biological process: DNA-templated transcription.